UUCUCAGUGUAGAUGAACCCACAGACAUGCAAAAUGGUUCAGUUACUCAGUUGAAUAGCAUCAGACCUCCACGUUUCCAUGGGCCACCUCAACCCAUUGCUUCAGGUGCAGGCAAUGGUUUCACUACGAAUCCCUCUUUCUCUCAACUAAAUCAAAGCCAGAGUAGCAGCGGAACGAGUUCACCUAAUGUGGCUUAUCAAUACCCACGACCCAUGUUUCCACCUGGUCCCCCUAACUAUGACAGGAAUGUGGUUACUCCACCAAAUGGUGCAACCUCUCUCAGACCAGCGUCGCUUCCAACCAGCUUGAACACAUCUCCCUCAAGAACCCCAGUUGGGUUCGCUCAUUCAACCAGCAAUUUAAAUGGCCCCUCACCUCAAACCUUUCGACCACCAAUGAAUGGUCAGCACCGCAUGGCACCACCUCAAUUCGCAGCACGUCCUCCAACCAGCAAUGCUUCUAACAACCAAAUGGGUAUGCCACCUUCCUCCUUCCUUCUGGGCCACCCAGAUUUCGCCCACCACCACCAAUGAUGUUUAACCCUGGUGGACCUCCUGCACCUGGACUUAAUAAUGGGCCUCCUUUGAUGGGGGUACCUAGUACCCAGACCCCAGUAUCAGAUCCUCCUACACAACCCCCGCCAGUAAAUCCUCCUCCACCUCCACCAACAGGGGCUGGGAACUUUUCGCGAUUAGGACCAUCAGGUUUAAAGGCAAAACGACCUAUUCCAUCAUAUAACAUAAAUCAGCCUUCUGUAAGCCCAGUUCCUAAUAAUCUGCCUCCUAACGCAUUGCCUGUGUCCACUGCCCAACCAGCUGGUCCAUCACCACCUUCUAACAUGCCUCCUGGAGGGAUGCCACCACAACCAAACAUGGCACAAUAUCCUGGAAUGCCGCAUCAACCAAAUACGCCGCAAUAUCCGGGAGGGAUGCCACCACAACCAGGUAUGCCAUCACCACAACCUGGUAUGCCACCACAACCUGGUAUGCCACUUGAACCAGGUACUCCUAUGGUUGAUCCGGCCACUCAAAGAAUGAGGCAAAUGAGCCUAUCUGACAGGUCUUACAUUAAUUUAAUGGAACAUCGUUCUAUUUUUCCCAAGGAUGAGAAACUGACCUGUUUACCUCCGCUACCCCCUGAUUUACUAACCCAUAACAAAUAUCCGGAGCACUUCUGCUCCACACUAAACGUCGUGCCAUCAUCUUCUAGCAUUCUCAGCAAGUUAAAGGUGCCGUUUGGUUUAGUGAUCCAACCUUUUAAAGAUCUUGGCGAAGAAGUCCCUAUUGUAACACCACCUAUUCCUCGAUGUAAAGUAUGCAGAACUUAUGUUAACCCAUAUGUUCAGCUCAAUGAUGGGGCUAGGAGAUGGAAAUGUAACAUUUGUGCAAGAUUGAAUGACAUGCCAGCCGACUACUUCUAUGGUGAGGAUGGCAGGAGGGUCCCAUUUGAUGUCGCCAGCAGACCUGAACUCAACUGUUCUCUUGUUGAGUACAUAGCUCCAUCAGAGUACACGACUAGACCACCUCAAGGUGCUGUUUAUUUGUACUUAAUUGAUGUGUCAAUCGGUGCUGUUCAGUCUGGUAUGGUAAAGAUGGCUUGUAAAGUUUUAGGAGAAGAAAUUGAUUCAAUCCCAGGUGAUAGCAGGAGGAGUAUUGGUAUUAUCUGCUUCAGCUCUAAGUUACAUUAUUUCAACUUGCACAAGAACUCUGGCCAGCCUCAGAUGCUUGUUGUUCCAGAUCUGGACGAACCCUUUAUACCUACCAUUGAUGAGCUAAUAGUUAAUAUAAAAGAGGAAAAACAGAAAAUAAAAGAUCUGCUGGCAAUCAUCCCAACAGUAUUUGCUGAUUCAAAGGACCCAGACUGUGCUGUUGGACCUGUUCUAAAGGCAGCUAAGGAGCUGAUAUUCCGUUAUGGUGGCCGCCUUACCCUGCUAAUGUCUCGCUCACCUUCCAUCGGAGAGGGCACCGUUAAAAAGAGGGCAGAUACUUCCAAAUUAGAGGGACUUUCUCUUUCACCCUUGGAUGACUUUUAUAAAACCCUUGCUUUGGAGUGUACCCAAAAGCAGGUGACAGUCGAUUUGUUCCUGUUCCCUAAUGAUAACAUGGACGUUCCAACUGUUUCCACAAUCUCACAAUUCUCGUCCGGAUCUGUGUACUACUAUCCUCAAUACCACUAUGAAAAGAAUCCUCUUAUGGCUGAAAAGUUCGUGACCGAGUUUCGGCAUUAUGUGGUGCGUCCAAUAGCAUUUGAGGCUGUACUCAGGAUAAGAUGCACCUCGGGUGUCAACAUCCACUCAUUCUUUGGAAACUGCUUCGUACGGGCUCAUGAUCUGAUCGCUUUAGCAAAUGUGAGUCCAGAUGUGGCAUUUGGUGUUCAGAUCAGCAUUGACGAUAAUUUACAUGAAAGCAAGUUGGCAAUUUUCCAGUCUGCUCUCCUCUUUACCAGUGCCAAGGGUGACAGAAGGAUCAGGGUCCACACUUUAGCCCUCCCUAUUUCAAGUGAUCCUCAAACUAUCUACAAUAACCUCAACAUCGAUGCAUCCAUAUCUAUUCUCGCUAAAAUGGCUGUUGAGAAGUCUAACUCGGCUUCUCUAGGUGAUGCCAGGGAAGCAUUGCAGUACGCGGUUGUAGACCCCCUCAUUAAGUACAGAACAGACUACUGUCCUGCCGCUAAAGGAUCUGGUCAGUUGGCAGUUCCCGUAUCUCAGCGAUUACUUCCCCUCUAUAUUUCUAGUUUACUCAAAAGCAAAGCAUUCCGCUUGCAAAACGUUUCUGUUGAUGACAGGUAUUUUGCGAUGUUACAGUUCAAGACGCUUCCAAUUGAAGAGAUCAUGCUUAUGAUCUACCCUCGUCUGUUUUCGCUUCAUAACCUAGCAGAAACAUGGACUGAUAAGAACACUGUUCCACCUCGGCUACCGCUCACAGCAGAGAAACUCACUCGCCAAGGUGCUUUUCUUUUACAAACUCACGAACAUUUCAUCGUCUGGAUUGGCAGGCAUGUCAGUGAUAUUUUCGUCAACUCAAUUUAUAACGCAGCGAGUUACAAUGACCUGCCCGAACUCAAAGUGGGUAUCGAACAUCACGAUAACGCCAUUUCGGACCUGCUGCACGACUUGAUCAGCCUGUUGGCGAAGGUUCGGGAAGUUCCCACCACGAUAGUCUCUGUGAGGGAAGACACCCGAAGUGGGUCAAUGUUUUUACAACAUCUAGUCGAGGACAGAUCAGAUGGCCAGAUAUCUUAUUAUGAGUUUUUACAGAAAAUUCAACAGCAAGUUGGAUAGUACAGUUUGAUGAUUUUGUCGUAAUUUUAGAAGUAAAGUGACGGUUUAUAGACUCGAUCGAUUUGUUACCAUCUUCAGCUUCCAUGUGUGGACUGACUGACUCAGAAUGUUGGACUUUGAUUUAAAUUUAUUGAUUUUGGGUAAGAAUCCUCGUUUCCACCUGGCCUGAUGCUGGCAAUGUAUAGUAUAUUAAAUCAUUUGAACUAAGAACUGUACAAAAUGUAAAGAAAUAAACCAAUUUGUGAUCAAAGAGUUAUAUUUUUUAUUUGGGGUUUGACCACAUGUGAGGUGAUGCUACACGGAAGAAGUAUAAAUAUGUUAGCCAAUAGUUGACACAAGUUGAAAGAUGUUAGGUUUCCGCUUUGCCUGUUGUGAAAGGUGCACCUUUUGUUAAGUAGUUGUCAUGUUUUAUAUAUAGCGUCACAUGAUGAUUCUCUAGCGUAGGACCUACUACAUGAUAUAUAUAAGGUACAGUAAUAUUACGUGAGAUCAGUUUUUAGUUGAAGAUUAUUGAUAGUCGAGUAUGAAUUUGUCGAUUGUCAAAGCUAUAGAAAAUGUUUCGAUUUCUUGUUAAAUCUAUCAAAAUGUCACAUGUCUGCAGUUAAUGCGCAGGCCAAGAUGAUGAAAUUCAUAAUCAUUGACUUUGACUUUGUUAUAUUGCAAUAAUGGUACAGCUUGUUAAAAUCAAAUUAUUAAUAUAAGCUCUUUAAAGCUAUGGGGGUAAGUUAUUCUAUUUUUACUAUCUUUGCAAUCUCAUUUCACUCGUAAAACGUCACCUCAAAUUAUAGAUCUUGAUUGAUCUUUGUUAGUGUUUCUUGACACUUCAAGGUUUAUGGCCCCUAAUACUGCUCAUGCUAUUCGCUGUUUAACUUUUGCUGUAAUCUUCCUCAAAAUAAAUUGGUCAUCGGUGGUAUUAAUGAUUUGUUUUUUAAAAAUGCUAGGAAUUAAGAUAUUUUACCGGUAAAAUCUGCCAGUUCAUCUUUUUCUGCUCACUUUUCACGUCUAUUAAUGGAUAGAAUUUGUGUUAUUUUUUGUACCAAUUGUUGUGAUUCGAUUGAAACUCAGCAAAGUUUGAAAUAUGAUGUGUUUUAUUAGAGUUAUUCACUUUUAAAUGCCAAAUAUUGCCAUUCAGUACCAUCUAAAAUGUCCUCUCCUAGCGAUGAAUUGAAAAUUCGAUUAUUAACUUAACUAAAUGACUAUAUCAUGAGUUAUUUAAAUUAUGUAAUUAAAAUAAGUUAUUUAGAUAAAUAACAACACAAUCUGACCAGGAUGGGCAAGCCGAGUGGUUUAAAGACGGCUCGCAAGCUCCGUGUACACCGACGGGACCAGCGCUGGCACGAUCUGGGAUACAAGAAAGCUCAUCUGGGAACACGAUGGAAGGCUAACCCUUUCGGAGGAUCAUCUCACGCUAAAGGAAUUGUCCUGGAGAAAGUCGGAGUCGAAGCCAAACAGCCCAACUCAGCCAUCCGAAAAUGUGUCAGAGUACAGCUGAUUAAAAACGGGAAGAAAAUCACAGCUUUCGUCCCCAACGAUGGUUGUUUGAACUAUAUUGAGGAGAAUGACGAGGUUCUCAUUUCCGGGUUCGGACGAUCUGGUCAUGCCGUGGGUGAUAUUCCCGGUGUGAGAUUUAAGGUGGUUAAAGUUGCCAGUGUGUCGCUCUUAGCCCUUUAUAAGCAGAAGAAAGAAAGGCCAAGGGCUUAAUUUUAUUAUUUAUGUGAAUUGUUUUUAUUUAUUCAUAUA
Molecule: messenger RNA, 5020 nt
Organism: Bolinopsis microptera
Lineage: Eukaryota; Metazoa; Ctenophora; Tentaculata; Lobata; Bolinopsidae
Product: protein transport protein Sec24A-like
Exons: 1
Coding region: 530-3280 (916 amino acids)
Biological process (GO): intracellular protein transport; COPII-coated vesicle cargo loading; endoplasmic reticulum to Golgi vesicle-mediated transport
Cellular component (GO): endoplasmic reticulum exit site; COPII vesicle coat
Molecular function (GO): zinc ion binding; SNARE binding
Source: RefSeq, a predicted model, not a curated record